Molecule: messenger RNA, 1449 nt
Organism: Mytilinidion resinicola
Lineage: Eukaryota; Fungi; Ascomycota; Dothideomycetes; Mytilinidiales; Mytilinidiaceae
Product: ankyrin
Exons: 1
Coding region: 95-1231 (378 amino acids)
Molecular function (GO): protein binding
Source: RefSeq, a predicted model, not a curated record
GGAGAAAGUUGUAAGUUUCAUACAGGUAUCUCACCACUGCACUACGACUAACGUUCUAUAGUUGAUACUAUUGCUCCACCUUGGAGCGGAUCCGAUGAGCCUGUCGACGGAACACCACAUUGGAUCCAGGUUCGCUCCCGCACGCCCAACCCCUCAAACUUUUAAAGUGGAGCGUCUACGGAUUCUCAACAUCCUAGCCAAACACGGAGUGGACCUCAACUGGUCCACGCCAGAGACUGGCAAUUUGCUCCACUACGCAGCCAAGACCUCGCAGUUCCCAAUCGUAGAGACACUACUCCGACUAGGGGUCAAUCCUGACAUUGGAGGACCCGACGACACCUGGAAUCCUCUCCAUUGCGCGUACUUCACCUCUCUUUCCGGAGGCUGCUUCCAGACCGCAGAUGUUCUUUUACGUGGAGGUGCGAAUCCUGACGUCUUGCAUCCCAACGGUGACCACUCGUUGCACAAGCUCAUCGACUUAACGCAGUGCUCCUCGAAGAUCUUCCAGGAACUUCUUCCCUACUGUAGGAAUAUCAACGUCCGCAAUUCUCGAGGUCAAACCCCACUCCAUCUCCUCAUGGCACGCCGUUCACGGAAGCUUGCAUGGGCGAGGAUCCUGAUUGAGGCCGGAGCGGAUGUAACGUUGAAAGACAAUAGCGGAAAGGACAUCGUGGACGUCGCGCUUCAGACCGACGGAGGGCUUCAGGGGCCGUCGUCUCCCAAGGGAAAGGUGUCUCCCAAGGGAAAGGUGACUCCCAACGUAAAACCGUCUCCUAAGAGUAAAGCAACUCCCAAGAGCAAAGUUUCUUCUCCAAACAAGACUCUGCUCUACCUCCGCCUAAACUUCCUCGCCGACAUGGGGCUCAAGUUCGGAAAGCCGGAGCUUAUCCCCGCACAAGCAGUCUACGACCAGAUCCACGCCGAAAUGGUGUACAGCCAGCAGAAACUUGAGCAAGAACUCGAGUCUGACUUCGAGGACAAAGAUGCGCUGGACGACUGUGGCCGGGGCUUAUCCGAGGAGACUUUGGAAGUCUUCUUGAACAUCAAAGAUGCGCUUGAAAAGCUUCUCGAUAGGGGAGGAGAGAUGGGAGCGAAGUUCCGCCGCUUUUGGGAAAUUCAUCAUUGGGAGAUCUCUCUGCAUUUCAUUACUCCGUAUGUGGGUUACAAGCGAAGUCCCCAUGAAUGGAACAUGUUGCGGACGUCUCGGCCUUGGAUGACUGACUUUCUUUAGGAGUGGUAGAUCGGGCAGCAUUGUUGCGUUGGCGGUCUGAGUUCAUUUCGAUAUUCUUCACCGUAAUGGCCACAAAGCGGCUCCGAGGAGGCCUAGUCAGGCUGCUGAAACUGGUUCUUAAUUUAUCUUUCGGUGAGUAGGGUAUUAGGGUAGAAAUGAGAUUGUGAAGAACGAUGGAAGAUUGCAAUAUUACUAGCUCAAACUAUACUCCGACGCCC